AUGUCUGCCAGGAAUGUUAUAAUCUUUCUGAUAUUUUGUCUAUUUGGCUCACUGUGUGGAGCAGUUCCACAAUUUCCAGACCAAUCCCAGCAAUGGAUACAGUACGUAGGCGAAUUGGGCAAAAAACUGAACGCAAUGGAACAGCAACUGAUUUCUAAAGAUGACCGGAUAAUCCAGCUGGAAACAGCACUGAAACACCAUAUUACAGCUUACACCAAAUAUGUACACGACAAAGAGGGGGAGAUGCAAGCGAAAGACAUGGAUGUUGAUGUUCUGAGGCAGGAAGUGACGUCAUGCACACGAGAACAAUUGAAGGCAGAAGCAGUUUCUCAAGACUUCGCAAAACGUUUAUCUACUUUAGAGCAAAUAAAUACUGCAGAUCGUACAGAGGAUGAAAAUAAAAUAGACACCAGAGAAAGAUCACGGCUUGCAUCCAUGUGGAAUGGUGAUAACGAUUCCUUACACAGUGUAGCCAUCGUCCGGAAUACCACUGGAAUGAAGUCUGGUGCUUUAACAGUUGAGGAUCCAGCAGAGGAACCGAGUCAUCUGAGGUCAGCUCCUUACUCUGGAGCAAAUGUGGCCUUCCAUGUAGAGAUGACUAGUACACGGACCGUUAAUACGGGUAGUAUAGUGGAGUAUGAUCACGAAACACUGGACGAUGGAAACGGCUAUAACACUCAUGACGGAAUCUACAUUGUACCGGAAACUGGUACUUACGUCAUCACGUGGACAACACUAUCAGCAUUCCAUAGCUAUGUCCAAACGUUCUUGUAUGUGAACGGUUACAAAAGAGCCUCUGCAUUCGCCGAUUCCCAAGAGAUACAUGACGUCCACCAGGCUACUACUAUCGCAGUCCUUAGACUAACCCAUGGUGAUCACGUGUUCGUUAGAGUGGGUCACACGACGAAUCAUACAGUUUAUAGCGACAUAAACUACAGUUCACGACCUACCUUUUCAGGAUGGAGGUUGUACUGA
Molecule: messenger RNA, 975 nt
Organism: Ylistrum balloti
Lineage: Eukaryota; Metazoa; Mollusca; Bivalvia; Pectinida; Pectinidae
Exons: 2
Coding region: 1-975 (324 amino acids)
Molecular function (GO): protein binding
Source: RefSeq, a predicted model, not a curated record